Molecule: messenger RNA, 252 nt
Organism: Sclerotinia borealis F-4128
Lineage: Eukaryota; Fungi; Ascomycota; Leotiomycetes; Helotiales; Sclerotiniaceae
Source: the annotation of a GenBank genome assembly
AUGAACACCACCAACACCAACAUGAGCGUCCCCCAAACCGCAAACAAUGGUACAGGCGGGUGCCAACAACCAUACAACCCGAUGGGCAUUUGCAUUGCGCCCGAGUCUUACACCAUCGAGACCGUGAUUGUUGCAGGUUGUGUGCUGGCUGCCAUCAUCGUCGUCGGUUGUCUCGCUGGGAUUCUGGCUCGUUCUUCUGGCUCGGCUUCGGCCUCGAAGGCGGUGGAUGAGGAGGCGGCAGCUGAGAAGUAG